Exophiala bonariae is the source of this 927-nucleotide messenger RNA. RefSeq lists its product as uncharacterized. The transcript is spliced from 5 exons. The record is from RefSeq and is a predicted model, not a curated record. NCBI's taxonomy places the organism in Eukaryota, Fungi, Ascomycota, Eurotiomycetes, Chaetothyriales, Herpotrichiellaceae. Bases 1 to 927 code for a protein of 308 amino acids. Gene Ontology annotation, cellular component: cytoplasm.
AUGGUAAAAACAUUACGUUUCGCUGACCAGGAGGUCCCAGUACCAGGGUUUGGUGCCAUGGGCAUCAGCUUUGCCUUUGGCACGAAUCUCAGCUAUGACGAAGCCGAGCCAAUUCUCCUCAAAGCCUUAGAGAUGGGCUGUACAUUUUGGGACACUGCUGCAAGUACCGAAGUCGGGCGCUUCGCCUCCAAAUGCGGCGUUGCCGUUUUCGAGGACGGUGCAGUCACCAAUUCUGCCAAGCAUAUCAAGACCUAUAUGGACGGAACGAUAGAGAGACUAGGGUUCACUCCUGAUCUCUACUAUCUCCACCGAAUUGAUCCAGAUACUCCUCUUGAGGAAUCCAUUCCCGCGUUGGAAUCACUCCGAAAGGAAGGCAAGACCAAAUACAUUGGCCUUUCGGAAUGCUCGGCGAAGACACUUCGAAAAGCAAACUCAAUUGCUAGAAUCCACGCUGUUCAAGCAGAGUAUUCUCCGUUCGAAACUCUCCAUGAGUCUGAUGGUCUGGUCGACACUGCUCGCGAGCUAGACAUCACAUUUGUUGCGUACGGGCCUUUGGGACACGGCUGGCUUGUGGACCAUUUUCCCUAUGAGACCCCAGAGUCUUUUGCCGAUGAUGACUAUCGUCGUACUAUCCCAAAGUUCCAGGGCGAAAACUUCUAUGCCAACAAGAGAAUUAGCGAGGGCUUUAAGAAAAUUGCAAAACGUAAGAACUGUACUAUGGCUCAAGCUGCAUUGGCUUGGGUCGCAGCUCAGGGAAUGAUCGCACUCCCUGGCACGACUAGACCAGAUCGCCUAGAAGAAAAUUGGAGCUCGCGAGACAUUGAGCUGACAGACGAAGAUCUCAAAGAAAUGCGCACCCUCGUUGAAACGCUGAGGCCACAAGGUAAUCGGUACAGCGAGGAGGCAGCGAAGGCCAUUGGGAAUUAA